AAUGCACUGUCAGACACAGGCAGUGAAGAAGCAUUGAAUGAAGCAAGGUUUCUUUGGCCUAAGACUUUCAGGGAACCCAGAAAGACACUCUGGAAACUGCUAUGGACAGCCUCCUGAUGAACCAGAAGAAGUUUCUCUACCACUUCAAAAAUGUCCGAUGGGCUAAGGGUCGGCAUGAGACCUACCUGUGCUAUGUGGUGAAGAGGAGGGAUAGCGCCACUUCCUUUUCACUGGAUUUUGGUCACCUGCGCAACAAGUCGGGUUGCCACGUGGAACUGCUCUUCCUCCGCUACAUUUCCGACUGGGACCUGGACCCUGGCCGCUGCUACCGUGUCACCUGGUUCACCUCCUGGAGCCCCUGCUACGACUGUGCCCGACAUGUGGCCGACUUUCUGAGAGGGAACCCCAACCUCAGUCUGAGGAUCUUCACCGCGCGCCUCUACUUCUGCGAGGACCGCAAGGCUGAGCCUGAGGGGCUGCGACGGCUGCACAGGGCUGGAGUCCAAAUCGCCAUCAUGACCUUCAAAGAUUAUUUUUACUGCUGGAAUACUUUUGUAGAAAAUCGUGAAAGAACUUUCAAGGCCUGGGAGGGACUGCAUGAAAAUUCAGUUCGUCUUUCCAGACAGCUUCGCCGAAUCCUUUUGCCCCUGUAUGAAGUGGAUGACUUGCGAGAUGCAUUUCGUACUUUGGGACUUUGAUAGCAACCUCCAGCAAUGCCACCAACAAUGAAUUGUCUCUGCUGAAGAUAGUGGAUAAAAGAACAAUUCUUCAAGUCUUCUCUAUUUUUCUUCGGACACAAAUUCAUAUAUGACUCUUUAAAAAUAUAUGCCUUGAAAAUAGAGAAGGAACACAGGCCCGCUAGGGUGACGCUGACAAUGGUGUGGUUUUGAAUGCAACACUGACCUCUACUGGGAGCAACAGAACUGCAAGACUGGGGAGCAUCCUAAAAUGUCAGUGUUCUAUGACUUUUAGGCAGGAUGAAAGUUGAGGGUAGACCUUAAAAAGCACGGUGGGAAGAUCAAUUUUUUUCCAUCAGUAUCAUUUAUUAUUCGAUUCAUUUGAGUUGUUAGUGGUGUUAGUGAUAGAUUUUUCUAUUCUUCUCCCUUGACAUUUACAUUCAAGUAACACGAUCUCUUCUGUCAGGCCAUGAUCUGUACAGUACCUCCUAAUGAGAGGAUGUGGGUAGUUGUAACCUCAGACCAUCUUUCUAAAGCAUUAAUAACCCAACAUGUGCUGUAUGUUUUAAUUGUCAGAGUCAUGUUUUUAUAUGUAUACAUAAGAGGUUUUUGUAGGGGGAGAAAGAGGAUAUAUAGAUUACUCAUGGUCACCUUCAAACUAUUUUAAUACAAGAUCCUAAAAUAGAUAUGAGGACUAUGAAGACAUUAUAAUCAUGAGUUGAUGCCCCAAGUUGUCAAUCCCCUGGAAACACAGACUUUUUAAAAGAAGUUUAGAAACAUUCAUGAACUUCCCACAUAAUAUUAGUGAACACUUGCAACAGACUUGCUUGAAUGUUAAAAGAGGAAAAUAAUGUUCUCUCUGAUGGGUCUUUUAAUCUCAGAAAUGCCAAUCAGGUCAAGGUUUUUUACCUUUUAUAUGUGUGUGACAUUUAUUCCAAAGAUAUGUUAACUAUAAGAUUGUGAUAAAAGAAUAAUAAAGCUGGACAUGGUGGAGUGCACCUAUAGCUCAAGCUACUACAGAGGCUGAGAUAGAAGGAUUGCUUGAGCCCAGGAGUUUGAGGCCAGCCUUAGCAACAUAGCAAGACCCUAUCUCUAAAACAACAACAACAACAACAAACCCCCAAAAACAAACAAACAAAAAAGAAUAUAUGUUAGAGAAGGGAAGGAUUGAAAGGGCAUUGUAAGGAAAUCAUGCUUUAUCCAGCAAAGUGUAGGGAGCCAAUAAGGGUUCCCUAUUUGUUCCUACUGGUGCCUUAUUAUCACUAACAAUUAUCUUUGCCAAUGAGAAAAAUAUUCAGAAAAGCCAUGUCCUUGUGCAAUUAUUACCUAGCAACCCUCACAAUGCAGAUGAACAGAUGCACAGGAAAACCUGUAUGCAUAAUUGUAUUAUUUUAAUCUUAUUGUACAUAAGUUUGUGAAUUAAAUGUUCAAAAUUGUUACUUCAUGUAUUCAUUUCUAUUUUAUAUUAUGCUAUAUCAUAUUGAUGAUAUUUUUGUCAUAAUUUCCUUUUCUGAUGUAUUAAAAUUAAUUCCUAAAGUCUCACAAGUUUGUAACUUUAGAAAUGAUUAUGAAAGCAAAAAAUA
Messenger RNA from Nycticebus coucang (slow loris), 2260 nucleotides. RefSeq names its product activation induced cytidine deaminase (gene AICDA). Bases 102 to 698 code for a protein of 198 amino acids. Gene Ontology annotation, molecular function: zinc ion binding; cytidine deaminase activity; RNA binding. Lineage: Eukaryota; Metazoa; Chordata; Mammalia; Primates; Lorisidae. Gene Ontology annotation, biological process: cytidine to uridine editing; negative regulation of single stranded viral RNA replication via double stranded DNA intermediate; DNA cytosine deamination. Gene Ontology annotation, cellular component: nucleus; P-body; cytoplasm. The record is from RefSeq and is a predicted model, not a curated record. The transcript is spliced from 5 exons.